CAGAGGUUGAACGUCCUUGCCAUUUGGCAUAGAGGAGCAAAGCAGACACAGACAGAACGAGAAGAGAACGGCAACAAGAUAGAGGCUGUACGGAUAGGAGGACGGUCUGACAGAGAGGGGAAGAGACAGAGACUCAGCCCCGGAGGAGGAGCUGCUGUCCCGGGGCUGGUCCCUGUGCUACAGCGGCUCACUCUCUGUGUAUUUGCGCCGUUUCUCGUGCCGUGAUGAAGUCUCGUGGAGAGGCUGUGGGCUGGAGAGACGUUCAAGGAAUCUGCCGAGGUUUCUGGUCCCCCUGCGAGGCGCAGGCUGCCUGCUGGAGAGGGGGAUUCAUCUGAAGACCACAAACACUCGCUGGCUGAGUGUUAUUUAUUUUAUUUUUUUUCAGACAGAACUUUUUUCUUUUUUUUUGUACUUCUCCAGACCACUGCAAAAGGACCACCAAGAUGAGUCGAUGGCUCAAAUGCACCUCCAUGUACUUUAACACAGACUGGAAUAAGUAUGAUGACAGGCUGAUGAAGGCAGUGGAGAGGAGAGAGGUGGACAAGGUCGCAGCAGUGCUUGGCAAGAAGGGCAUCAUCCCCACCAAACUUGACGUAGAGGGCCGCUCUGCGUUCCAUCUUGCUGCCUCCAGAGGACAUCUCGACUGCCUGAGCCUCAUUCUUAAUCAUGGUGUGGAUGUCACAGCCACCGAUGCCACAGGAAAAAAUGCCUUACAUCUGGCAGCCAGAAAUGCCCAGUCACUAUGUGUGCAGAAACUACUCCAGCACAAUUGCCCAGUGGGAAACGUGGACCUGCAGGGAAGAACUGCCUUGCAUGAUGCUGUUAUGGCUGGCUGCUCCUCCAGUGUGAAGCUGCUCUGUGACAGCGGGGCAUCAGUUAAUGUCAGCGACUUUGAUGGUCGGACUCCACUGGUGCUUGCCACUCAAAUGUGCCAUCCACACAUCUGUCAGCUGCUGUUAGAACGAGGAAGUGACAUCACAGUCACAGACAAACAGAACAAAACCGCAUUGAUUCUUGGCUGCGAGUAUGCGUGUAAGGAUGCUGUGGAUGUUUUGUUGAAACAUGGUGCUGACGUCACUGCUGUGGAUGGGUUCGGCCAUGAUAGUUAUCACUAUGCACGGCUCAGCAAAAACCAGGAGCUUGUCUCUCUGGUCAAGAGUUAUCUGGACAGUGCCACAAAAGCAAAAGAAGCUGCCAAGGUGGAACAAAAAAAGAGACAGUUGCAAUCUGUGGAGAUGGUCUCUGAAGCCCCUAACCGUGAUAAGAUCAUACAGGACCUGGAGAAAAAGAAUGAGAGCCAACAGGAGACGCUAAAGAAGUUCCACCAGGAACAGAGAACGCUGCUUGAUAAAGUUAACAUGCUUCAGCAGCAACUCAGUCAGGAAAAGUCAACAGUGGAGGACAUUCACAAGGAGAGAGAACAGCUGAAGCGUUUACUUUCUGCCAAAGAGAAGGAGGAAGGAGUCAGGGCCAUGGAGACUGUGAGAGUCCAGCAGCGGAGCCGUUUGGGAGAUUACCCUGGCCAGUCUGUGAUCAAAGGAAAAGACAAUGUACUAGUGCGACAGUCACACAGUCUGGAUUCUGCUCAGAUCUUGCAGCCUACGGGACCCUCUCGAUCUGUGGCUCGACCUUUAGAGCUGUCUCGGCCGGUGGCUGGUGAUCAAGAGACACUUCAUCCAGAGUUUGAAUGUGUCCGUAGACAGCAAGAGGCUGCACAAGAGGAGGUGGGUCGCCUCCAAAAGGCUCUAGCAUGCAAGUCCCAGGAGUGUGAAGAGCUGACUAGGAAGUGUGAUACCACCAAACGUGAAUCAGAUCAGCAGGUACAUGAGCUGGAGGAAGCCAUGGGAGAUGUGCAGAAGCGAAUGAUAGAGUCUGAGGCAAAGGUAAAACAGCUUCAGGCUCAUGUGGUGGCUGUAAAGGAGCAUCUCAAUAAUCAAGUUGUUGAUGACCUCAAAGCACAGCUGAAUGAGGUGAAGGGAAAGUAUGAAGGUGCUUCUGCUGAAGUUGGACGGGUCAGGAACCAUUUAAAACAGAGUGAGAAAGCUUUGGAGGAGUAUAAGAAAAGUGAAGGGCUUCUGGCUGUGGAGGUUGAAAGGCUCACUGCAGAGCUGAGUGCAGUGCGCGAAGAUCAUAAAAACAUGGAGGAGACUAUCUUAAACAUGGAGGGUCAAGUAAAGACUGCAGAUGCCAGGUUGACCUCAAUGGUUCCAGGAGAAAAGUUUGACAACAUGAAGAACCUCCUUACAAAUGCUGUUGACGAGAAGGAGCUACAGUUGGCUGAGUUAAGGGAAGAUUAUGACCGUGUGCUGGAGGAAGUGGCAGAACUCCACCGUGCAAUGGAUGACCGACAAACGGUCCCCCUGCAAGAGCAUGAGCGAGUCCGGGGUACUCUGGAGGAGCAAAGCUCGUCCCUGAAGAAGAAACUCGCAGAUGUCACUGCAAAGUGUCAGUCAUUGAUAUGUGAAGUGGAGGAAGGUGAGGAUGAGAGAGAACUGCUCAGAGAGGAGCUGCAGGAGCUCAGCAACAAUAUGAAGACCAAGUUUGUGACCUUGGAAAACCAUGAUGAGGUGAAGAGGUCUAUGGGACUUGCGGUGGAGGAGUUGAGAGUUAGGUUAGUCGAGGAGACUGAGAAGAGAAAACAGACUGAAGAGCAGCUACAAAGGCUGCAGGAAGAGAGGACUUCUCUUUGUGAGAACAUUGCCAAUCUAAGGAGCAUGUACAUCCCUUGUGAACGUUAUGAGAGUGAGAUGGCUGCACUUACAGAACGCAACACUGAACUGGAAAGAGAUCUUAAUAGCCUUCAAGAUCAAUACCAGGAGAAAGUGGGUGAACUUGAGACUUUGGCAGCUGAAAAAUCAUCAAUGAAGCAGAGCUUUGGUAUUGAGUUUGUCACAAAGAAUGAGCAUGAGAGAGUGCAGGCGGAUUUAAAUGAGGCUUUGGAGAAAGCGAAGAUUGAAAUCGCAAAGUUGCAAGAUGAUUAUAGGGUUCAGGACGAAGAGUUACAGAAGGCGAAAGAAGGAAAUGCUACGUUGAAGGAGGAAUUUGAGAAUGUGCAAGCCAAGUUAGAAAGUGACUAUAUCAGCCUUGUGGAACAUGAGAAACUGAAAAGCACAAUGAGCAAAUCUUUAUCAGAAGCAGAGGGAAGAGCUCAAGAUGCCUACUCCAAGCACCAGUGUGCUCAGGAGAGUGCAUCAAAGCUCCACAAGGAAAUUGAAGCUCAGAAGAAAGAGUUGGAUACUAUUCAAGAGGCAUUGCAGUUGAAAUUUGUUCCUUUGACUGCUAUGGAGGACAAAGAGCUGCAUUUCAACACUGCUUUGAAGGACUUGGCAGAAAAACUUGCAGAAAUGCAGGAGAUGUACAAUGGUGAAAAGACCAAAGGAGAAUGCCAAAGGCAGGAGAAUGAAAAAUUGAAAGAUGAGAUGGCAUCUCUGCAGCAGAAACUUCAGACAGGGCUUGUGUCCAGUGAGAAGUACAAAGAAGUUGAAGAUCGCUGCAAGGGCCAGGUGGAGGAGCUGAGUUUGAAGUUGAUGGAGCUAGAGCAACACUAUAAAGAGGUUACGAUCCAGCGGGCCGAACUAGAGGAGAAAAAUGCAUUGUGCAGCUCGGAGAUCCAGAGUCUCCAAAAGAAACUGAACAGUGAGUAUAUCCAUCUGGAACAAUUCGAGGCCAUGCAGAGCUCUUUGAGUGGCAGCCUGCAGGAGGCACAAAAGGAGUGCAAGGGCUUACGUGAAGCUCAUAGACUGGAAGUCCAGCGUGUUAAUGAACUAGAGAAACGGCUUCAGAGUCAGAACUGUGAUGAGGCCCAGUUUAGCCAGGUUAGAGAGACUCUGGAACGUGAGGUCAAUGAGCUUCGCUUGGCACUGAGGGAGGAGGAAGAAACCAGUGCGCAGAGGGCUGAGGACGUAGCUACUCUGCAGACUGAGCUUCUCAGGGCCACACACGCUCUGGAUGACCUCCGCUCCCAUGAAGAGCAGGUGACUGAGCUCAGAGCUGUAAAGCAGAAGUUGGAGGAGGAGGUGCGUGAACUUGGUGAUCGGCUAUCAGGACUAGAUGAGCAAUACGAGGACCUAUACAGGGAAACAACUCGGGCUAGGGAGGGUGAAAAGAGGGCGAGAGCAGAAACCGAGGCCUUGCAGGUAAAGAGUGCCUCUAUUGAGAAGGAGAUCAGAGAUCUGAAGGAGAGAUAUGAGGAGUCAAUGAGCACCAUUGGAGAACUGCAGAAAAGAAUUCAGGCAUCCACAGAGCAGACUGAACUUAAAGACAAAAGGAUCACAGAACUGUUGGCAGAUGUUGAAAGGCUGAAACAGGCUCUGAAUGGCUUAUCCCAGCUGGCUUAUGCUGGCAACACGCCCAACAAGAGACAGACUCAACACAUUGACACACUCCAAGCCCAGGUCAAGAGCCUCCAGCAGCAGCUGGCUGAUGCUGAGAGGCAACAUAGAGAAGUGGUUUCAAUUUAUCGAACUCAUCUUCUCAGUGCAGCACAGGGUCACAUGGAUGAAGAUGUCCAAGCUGCCUUAUUGCAGAUCAUUCGAAUGAGACAAGGCUUUGUGUGUUGAACUCAGCACACGGAGACUACACUGACUCCAAUUCAUCAUUCACACAGUAACCUCCCGUUCAGCUCAGUGCGGUUUGAUACUGCUCUGGAAUACUUCGCUCAGAAAGUCUCAUUUUGCUACAUUUGACAUGUCGUGGUUAUGUUGAGUGUUGUAAGCACUAACAUUGUGUAUCUGUAACCUAUAUUUGCUUAGUGACAGUACUAGAUAUAGCAGUAAGGAUACCUAUACUUAUGCAAAACCAUAAAUCAUAAACAUGAGAGGCAAUAAAUGAUGAUUUAUUCACAAAUAAGCAUACGAGCUAAACUAGGUACACUGUUGCUACACGCUUUAGAGGUGAUGGAAGGUGUGAAUUGCCGUAAAGAUGUAAACUGCACAUUCAGUGAGUCUCAUGUACCUCCUUAUUUCAUGUUGAAAUAACCUAACUACAGUUUAAAGAAGAACAUUCCCUCCCUCCACUCUUAUAGCCUCGAUCUGAGCUACAUGUACAGUGUAUUAAUGAGGGAUGAGAGAUUUUAACGUUCUGUUCUUAGUCCAGCAUUAUUGUAUCCUCAGCAGUGGUUACAGUGAUAUUCUGGUUAGAGGAAGUAGAUCUUUGAACAUUAGGGAAACUAGCUUCCAGGCUUUAGUGGAGUGGUGGGCAGAGGCACAUUGUAGGCAGACAAUAGUAAUAUUACAUAAGUGGAGUAUACAGUAAGAGCAUAAAUGCAAAGUAAAAGUCAUUUCGGAGGGUCCCAGAAUUGUUAUGGUCCAUCACGAAAGACCAGAGAACACCACUGCAGCUUCUUCGCACACUUAUUUUUUUUUUGCAGUUUUGCCCUUGUUCAUACACUGGAUCGUUCCUUGCAAAUACGUGUGAUGUAUUUGAGUCAGUGGGUGUCUGUUGGGUUGGGUGAUUUAGGGUGGAGUAAUUGUUUUACUGAAGUGUUGAUGUAAAAUUGCUUUGCUUCUGCAGUGACAGCAGCAGACUGCGUCUCAUGAGCGGAGCAUUUAACACUGAGGACUGUCAUAACACUCUUAUCCCCUCAUGGUCCUAUAUCCUGGCUGAUAUCGCCAUCUAGUGGUGUGACUUGGCUGGCCAAGUUUGACGUGUGGUUUUGUGUAGGAGAAUGUGAUGCAUUUAGGAAUUCUCCCUUUUGAUGCUUCCCAAAUCUGAUUUAUCACCUUUUACAUGGUUUUGUAAUACUUUUGAUUAAUGAACAACACCAUGUUUGUGGUAACUAUUACAGAAUUCAGCAGGACUGGAACGGAAAGGCACAAUAAUCUGUUCAGAUUUCAGAACAUGACUGUAGACUGACAUACUUUAUAUUUUGUGGAUCUGUUUUUUUUUUCUUUUCUUUAUCUAAACUGUCAAAUUAUCAUUUAAGUUUCCAAUAGGAUAUUCUAAAAUUGAGCACCCAACCAUGGGUUUCCAGUAUUGAUUAUAAUUUAUUUUAAAAAUACCACCAGCGUUGUGCCAUUUGGUUUGAUUGGUAUUAACUGAUGCUAUUGGUUUUCUCUUUUGGGGAUGACUAAUUGUAACCGUUUCAUUAUUUAUUAGUAUUACAUUCUAACUGCGCUCUUAUGAUUAUCAGUUAGUCUGUGUUUUUCCUUUUUGUUUUGCAAAUUUUGAGUCUAACAUCAAUAAAAGUGCCUCUUUUAGACUAAACUGGCUCUGUGCAAAUGAAUAAGAUUAAUCCCAGCAGUCUCGGAGUGCCAUGAAGUGAACCUUGCCUUUGGCAGACCGUUCCAGCCCCUCUCACUCUCCUUGAAGUGAACGCACAUGUUGUUACUUUAAAUCCAAUUGAGGGCUUUUUUUGUUCCUCAUGUGGUUUGCAUUGAUUUGUACCUUAGCGUUUUACUUACCUUUUAAAACUAAAUUAGAUUUAUAAAUGCGAAGAAAAGACAAUAUUUUUCUCCCCGCAAAGGUCAUAGUUUUUACUAUUUUAAGGUGAGUAAAAAUGUAAUACUUGAACAGAAUCAAUGUUGUUUUCCUAUCUUCGUUUCUGCAGUAUGCUUUGAUCAUCUAUACCAAGCACUAUGUUUCUGGAGGGUUUUUUUUUUUUUUUUUUUAAAGCUCUAAACUGAUUAACACCUGAUUAAUUUCACAUUUUUGUAUAUGUAAUUGCUCAAACAACAGCUCUCAGCUCGCCUCUGACUCCCCACUUCUCUUGCAGUCUCUUGUUUUUAUGAGUCUGUUAUUUGUGGCCUGCCCUGCAUAAGCUGUUCUCAGCAAUUAUGGCAAAUACAAUUCAAUCUGUUUGGAGCUUUCCCUUUAAUCUCAUUUCCAGGACCAUAAGCAGAACCAGACAUCCUCCCACCACUCCCCUCUCUUUCCCUUUCUCUCUACCAUUAAUCAUGUCCGUAAGGAUCACAGUGGAACCCUGUCGUUUAGCUGGCCCCCUGGUAGGUGGGCAGACUUGGAGCCGGGGGAUCAACCCUGUUCGUGUUGCUUUAAUGUGGUUAGUUACUCAGUCGGUAGUCUUUGUGUCGUGAUUCACGCUCACUUUGACCACUGAGCCCUCCACGUGUCAUGCGAAUAAUUUGCUCCCUUUUUCUAUUUUUUUUUUCCCUGUCUGUUUUGAUUUUGUGUGCAUUUGAAGUUUUCUUACCUUUCCUUUUAAUAGUUUAAUAACAAAUGCAGCUGUGCAACACAUCCCGUUCCCAUCAGUUUCACCCUCUUAUCGUCGGGUGUCCCAUACGUCGUGCUGGCCGUGUUAGUACCUUUUAAAAAGAAAGUCAUGGAAAACCCCAUCUUUUCUCAUUAGCCACCCUGGAUCGCUCACCUCUGCUCACCCCUUUAAUGUUUUUGCAGAGCUCCCUGCACUUUGUUGCCUCAGUAAAGUUCAUUUAUAGGAUAACGGGGCUCUGGAGGACACAUGGGGCUGAUUUGGACUAGAUGAUUUCAACAUGUCUCCUGCCCAGCUCCUCUCUGAUCCUUGCCAUGUGAUCCAUACCUCCCUGACCUCAUCAUCCAUCAUAUAACACCUGGGAUGAUGGGGGAAAAAUGGCUGAAAAACUAGCAGAGACUCUUUUAUUUUGUUGGAUUUAUUGGCUGGCCGGAGGAGAGUCCUGCUACCACCGCCAGGCCGUGGCUCCAUAUCUCUCCACGCAUGGGUUUUUGUGCACCCUACUGAAAGACCAAAGGGUUGUGUUCCGUAUUUUUGGUGUUUGACCUCCGUUAAAGUGUUUGAGUUAAAAAUAAACAUCCUUGUUUGAGUGGGACGGCACACAGGAGGCGGAGGGUUGAUUUAGAUCACACAGGUACAAAAAAUGUGAUGCUGUUGAGCACGUUUCAAAGAGACUCCCAAACCGCGAGGUAAUUUUGCAGGAGGGGGUAUUGUACUCUGAAGUAGAAAUUUUAAACUGCACAUUUAAACGGUUACAUCUGAGCUCAUUGUUGUUCUUUUUUUCCCUCAUUAGCUCUUGGUUAACCACUAAUGCCUAGUGUAUCAACUCAUUUUUACUUUCUCCCCCUUUUUCCGGUCAGGGCUCAACAAGAAACAUGUGGUUGUCCUCUCUUCCAAGCUCAAGCUCUUAAUAAUCCCCAGGCUUCAAUGGAAAAUCGACUGCAUUUCACAUGUCUGCUAAGAGCUGACACAUGGGGCUGUGUCCGUGGUUUAACAGAAUAAGCCUGCGGAAUUGAUGGUUGGCUGCUUGGAAAUAGUGCUUCAACUAAUGUACUUUCUUGAUUUUAUAAAGGGUUUGGUUUUGACUGCUUUUUUUGCUCUGCGGUGUGGGCUUGUGGUUCUUUAAAGGCUUGUUAAGAGGUAAAUUGAGGGGAAAGGUGAGGAGAGCAUAAUGUUUUCCUCUUUGUUAUGCCUUCUUUUUCUCAACUGGUUGAUGUUCUGAAGUCACUGGAGAAAAUACUGGUUUACUUCAUUCAGGUGGACUUAGAGGAAUUUAUAGGAACAAGUCUUUAUUUCAGGGAUGCACUGAAAAUAACAAGCUGAUGAUUAUUUGGAUGUUAUGGCUGAUAACCAAUAAAUGACAGAAUAAAAAUUGAAA
This is a messenger RNA of Puntigrus tetrazona (Sumatra barb), 8543 nucleotides long. It is a transcript of the gene uacab, whose product is annotated as uveal autoantigen with coiled-coil domains and ankyrin repeats b. Bases 444 to 4559 code for a protein of 1371 amino acids. The record is from RefSeq and is a predicted model, not a curated record. Gene Ontology annotation, molecular function: actin binding. Lineage: Eukaryota; Metazoa; Chordata; Actinopteri; Cypriniformes; Cyprinidae. The transcript is spliced from 19 exons.